AACGCUUUCAUUUCCUGUCUGCACUCUUUACAACCCUACUACAUCCAACAAUGAACCAGUUAUUCACAAUUUACUUUGUAUUCGCUUUCUUCGGCGAGAUAUUUGCUGCAGGCAUGGUCGGCUUUUUUGCCCCUGUUGGAUUCCUGUCUCCAUUCAUGCUUAGCAUAACUCUCUUAUCCUUCCUACUUGCACUGCUUCAUGUUCGCCUGGUGCACACAGUGUUGUCAGCACACAAAACCGAUCCCCCCGUCCGCAAUUGCCUUUUGUCUCAUGCAGCAAUGGGUUCAGGAUUUCUGGUCGUCUCAAUCGAAGUUCACUCUUACGACAUAACACAAACCCUGCCGCUCAAAGGAUGUUUGGGAUAUCUGAUAAUACCAGUGUUUGUCUGCACAUUACUUUGCACAAUCAUCUUCUAUCGUUGGUCGCUAGGCUACUGCGCUGACAGGCAAGAUUUGGGGUCGCUGGGGGAUGUUUGUGACUUGUUGCUCUCACGGGUUUCAUCAUGUAUUGCGUCCCAUACCAACACUCCGGAAACACUCCCUCAAGCACUCUCCGAGCCAUUCACCGAACAUUACUUACGCUUCGACACUCCCAUGUCACCUGUAAGUCACACAGCGGCGGGUACCGACGUACUUCCCCAACCUUAUUACCAGCUUUCAGACCAUGACCAUAGAGAGAGGAAAUCAGAUGAAGAAUCUUGCAUUGGUCUCCAUGUGUAGAACUUGUACAACUACGCAUGAAAGUGCCAUUAGGCAUCAAUUCAAUGCUAUUGCCAUUUGUAUCCAUCCAUGCGGUGAAUGCGCUGCCAAGCGCUUGAUAGUUGUAUUGUUCACUUUCAAGUCGUCUCUUUUAUGGUGAUGACCACACCACAACAGAAAGCGAGAGUAACGUCUUUCAAGUCUCCACCUCGUAAUGCGUAUUCUAGUCUUGGUAAGUAGCCGCUCCAAGCACUUUUGAGUCACGCGCGUAUCAAGAUCCAACUUUGAUCC
This is a messenger RNA of Suillus discolor, 989 nucleotides long. RefSeq lists its product as uncharacterized. Bases 51 to 719 code for a protein of 222 amino acids. NCBI's taxonomy places the organism in Eukaryota, Fungi, Basidiomycota, Agaricomycetes, Boletales, Suillaceae. The record is from RefSeq and is a predicted model, not a curated record. The transcript is spliced from 3 exons.